UACUACGAAAUUGGACAUCCGGGACUCUUUCUCUUUUCCCUGGCCUUUCAAAAUGGCGGCUCAAAUCUCUAAGAAGAGGAAGUUCGUCGCGGACGGUGUCUUCAAAGCAGAAUUGAAUGAGUUCUUUACCCGUGAACUCGCCGAAGAUGGUUAUAGUGGCGUCGAAGUGCGUGUAACACCAACCAGAACUGAAAUUAUUAUUCUUGCUACACGGACACAAAAUGUUCUAGGUGAGAAAGGUCGUCGUAUCCGCGAGUUGACAGCUGUUGUACAAAAACGGUUCAGUUUUCCCGAAGGUACAGUCGAGGUAGGUACUUUGAAACAAAAUAUGUCAACGGAUAGAAAACAUCGUAGUUG
Messenger RNA from Saccoglossus kowalevskii, 357 nucleotides. Its product is annotated as small ribosomal subunit protein uS3. Lineage: Eukaryota; Metazoa; Hemichordata; Enteropneusta; Harrimaniidae. Gene Ontology annotation, biological process: translation; positive regulation of apoptotic signaling pathway. Gene Ontology annotation, cellular component: nucleus; cytosolic small ribosomal subunit. The record is from RefSeq and is a predicted model, not a curated record. Gene Ontology annotation, molecular function: structural constituent of ribosome; RNA binding.